AUAAGAUAAUGGCCAAGCCCGAGUUACUGGCGCCCCAUCCCCUCAACACCACGGUGAAGAUCGGAGAGAGCGCCCAGCUCCAGUGUCGAAUCAAUAGCGAGAUGGAACCACAUAUUCAGUGGCUAAAGAGAGUUGACGACCCUAAAUUCAUGUCCAACAACUCUAUAAAGCUAAAGGGGCAACCCUUCAUCAUCCUGAAAACGAGUGAGAUCGGGAGCGGAUCCGAUGGCACAUACCUCAAUAAAUUUGUGAUUCAUCACGUGACGGAGGCCGAUGGAGGAAUGUACAUCUGUCUGGCAGCCAAUACAAUGGGCUUCAGUUGGCGGAGUGCACAUCUUAUUGUUCAAUCCAAUCACCCUCAGAACCAAUAUGCCUACACGAUCGACCGCAGUAACCUGAAUAUUCCUCUGGUUGUGGGUGUACCGGGCGGAAUCCUUCUCGUCGUAAUAAUCAUCGCGUUCCUCUUCUUCCAGCGGAGACGACGGGCGCAGUACCACCAGGGGUCAGUUGUGAACGGUCCUCAUUUCAACAGAGUUCCCACACAGGACCCCGAGCCUUAUCUUGGGGUCCCACACACGAAUGAUGUCAAAACAAACAUUCAUGUGAACCCCAUACAUGGACCACAACACAAAAACUUGUAUGCGGGCGUGCCUAGCCCCCAUCUUAUAGUGUCGAGUCGUGAGAUGCUAUCUAAAAAUAGCCAGAGUAUAGACUUUUACACAGACAUUUCGUCCGUUUCACAGAGUCAUCAUAAUCCACAUCAUCACAUGCAGCAGUAUUCCUAUAACGGACCCUGAACUCACAGUCAGGAGUUCUAAAGAUACCUCACUUCCUUUGUUUGACUACAAACAACUCACAGGAUCUUGUAUUCCGUGUGGAACAAUGAGUCAUUCUGAUUGGUCGAGAAAAGAAUUGCAGUCAUGAAAGUCUACCUGUGAUUGGAUAAAACAUUUCAUUGAUACAAAGAAACCUGUGAUACAAACUUCAAGUCACUGACCAACUGGUGCUGUUACUCAGGUGUGUUUGGGUGGAAAUACUUGGUAUGACAAUGGGCACAAAUUGUGCUACGUGAAAACUACCCAACUGAUUUGUGAAAUUGACACAAAAAAACCUAUAUGACACAAUAUUAUGCUUGAUACUGCAAUCUGUGAUAAAAGAUAGGGCCAUUAAAGGAGAAAGUUUACCAAAGAUUCCCACUGUCUUGGUGUAGACCUGAGAAAAAUAAAACACUUCAGACAUUGCAUUUUUCUAUGAAGCAAGUGAAUAACUUCAAUCAGAUGUCCAAUCAAGCAUUGUGCCAGUCUGAGAAUAAAAGGAGAGUGGAUGGAGACUGUAUAAGCUGUGUUUGUUGUAUGUAUGGAUAAUUGAUCAGCUGUCUAAUGGCUGUAUGUGUGGAUACUUGUUAGGCUGUAUAGAUAAUAUUUUGUAUAUAUGGAUACUUUGGAUACUUGAUUGUCAGUUUUGCAAGUGAUAUACAUGGAUACUUGAUAGUUAGUUUGGAUGUUGUAUGUGUGUGUUUGGAUUGUGCAAGGUUUUAUAUGAUAAAGAAUAUCUGUCCAUAAACAAGGAUUUUAACCUGUAAGAGUGCAAUCUGUAUUCAUAAAGAUUUAGUGAGUGUAUGGGAGAUUGUUUCUUUGUAGAUAUUCUACAAACUGAUCGUUGUUAAAUUAAUCUUGUAAUGAGACAGAACUGAGACCCUACACACAAUAUAUACAGUACACAGGUGUUUCUAAGUGCUCUUUUAAUACACCUCACAAAUCUACACACCUGUAAUUAAUUCUACUCUUCGUUUACAAUUUACAAGCCCUCUAUAUUACCUGUUUGUAUCUAGACAAAUCUUGUUUCUGUCUAUAAUGCCUGGAAUUUCUGUUUUUAAAUAACAAGGGAUUUUUGUUUCUUUAGAAUGGAGUCAUUUGGGGAAAUUUUGACCUGAAGCCUUGAUAUAUGAUGACAUUUCAUCUGUACCUUGAUACAUGGUUUACCAUUAUCAAUUGUUCCUUUUGAGUUUAGAUUUUACAAGAAAAUCCCAGCUGACUUAAGACUUCAUGUUUUAUUAAAAUUCUUGUCAGUUAUGAGGGCUGUAAAUUUUGUUUUGGACAAAUUAACUCUGGACAUGGUUUUUAUUGAGAAAUUAUUUUUGCAGCUUUCUAUUUUUAUGUUUAAAAAAU
Molecule: messenger RNA, 2168 nt
Organism: Saccostrea cuccullata (small rock oyster)
Lineage: Eukaryota; Metazoa; Mollusca; Bivalvia; Ostreida; Ostreidae
Product: fibroblast growth factor receptor-like 1
Exons: 3
Cellular component (GO): plasma membrane
Molecular function (GO): fibroblast growth factor receptor activity; fibroblast growth factor binding
Source: RefSeq, a predicted model, not a curated record